CAUGAAAGAGUCUUUUUUUAAGGUAAAUUCUUAUUUUAAAAAAGCCACAUUAUAUUCACCGCCAUUCAAAACUUGCAAUAGAAGGUGUACUUCUUCAGUCACUGCAGCUUGUAAACCAUCACAAAUUCGACUCAUUCCAAGGUACACAGUGAGAGAACUGAUUUCCUAGCUUGUCUGCACUCACUGUGGCAUUAUUGGACUAAGCAUAGAAAGAUAGUGGGAUGACCUUACUUGGCUGAGAGCACAGCUUCUCACAUUUUAUGCUGAUUUGAUCUGAAAUGUUGCAAUAAUGAGGUUAAAAUCUUCAGACUUCUGGGCCCAGACCCAAGCUAGUCACAGUCCAAACAUACAUCUCCUUGAAAGUUGUUUCAUAAUAAAGGAUUUUUUUUCAGGGAGAGGGAGUUUAUAUAUUUGGAAGUAAAUGCUCUUGUUGAAUUGAAGUUGUAUUUGAGAAGCCUGCAGGCCUGCAGCUCGGCGCGCAAAGGAUGUGCCUCUUUUAAAUAUUUGCACAUGGAAAGUAUGGUUGUCAUCGGGUUGCUAGACAACUUGCGAAGCCAGUAGAGCUAGUCUGUUUAAAUAGCAGCAGGGUAAAUAUUGUUCUUGAAUGAGCACAUGAAACAUACACCGAGUCAUAUUUGUAAGGAGCCUGGACUCCACCUGAGCAGAGACAUUUUGGUUUGUGUGCGUAAAAGCUGUCCAAAAGGUGAGCGCCAAGCCGGGCUGUGGGAUUUACCCAGAGUGCUUUCUUUCUCUUUUUUCUGCUUUUUUUCCUGCGGCAUCUAAAUAUAAGUCGGUGACAAAUAGUCCAAAUACAGUAGCAACCCAACUGUGAUGUGGGGGUGGCGCUGAGAGAGCAGCUCCGUCUCCAGAGUCCGUCGGCAGAAGGUCGCAGAGAGCCGCAGCACCGCGCCUCUCCUCUCCUCUCCGCUCCGCUCCGUGUGACCAUGAAGAGACAAAACGCCCGGACUCUGGUCCUGAUCGUCAGCAUCCUCACCUACCUGAUGGUCGGAGCCGCCGUGUUCGAGACGCUGGAGUCCAAGCAGGAGAAGAGCCACAAGAGGAAGCUCGAUGCCAGAAAGUUCGAACUCAUGCGCAAAUACAACUUGACCAAAGACAACUUCGAGGAGCUGGAGCACGUCGUCCUGCAGCUCAAACCGCACAAAGCCGGGGUCCAGUGGAAGUUUGCGGGAUCCUUCUACUUCGCCAUCACUGUGAUCACGACCAUAGGUUACGGCCAUGCGGCGCCGAGCACCGACUCAGGGAAAGUGUUCUGCAUGUUCUACGCCCUCUUGGGGAUCCCGCUGACCCUGGUCAUGUUCCAGAGUCUGGGCGAGCGGAUCAACACCUUCGUCAGGUACCUGCUGCACCAAGCCAAGAAGUGCCUGGGGAUGCGUCACACCGAGGUGUCCAUGGCCAACAUGGUGACGGUGGGCUUCUUCUCCUGCCUCAGCACCCUGUGCGUGGGCGCCGUGGCCUUCUCCCACUACGAGGGCUGGAGCUUCCUGCACGCCUUCUACUACUGCUUCAUCACGCUCACCACCAUUGGCUUCGGGGACUACGUGGCACUGCAGAGGGACGACGCCCUGCAGAACGACCGCCGCUACGUGGCGUUCUGCUUCGUCUACAUCCUCAUGGGCCUGACAGUGAUCGGGGCCUUCCUCAACCUGGUGGUGCUCCGCUUCCUGACCAUGAACGCCGAGGACGAGCGGCGGGACGCCAAGCAGAAGGCCCUGCUGUCCGCCGGGAAGCCCAGAGGGGAGGUGGCCCGCCUGCUGCCGGUCUCCACCUCCUCUACCCCCGUAGCGGACGAUGCUACCAAACCUAAAGAUCUAAAAGGCGUGUACACUGAGGUGUUGCACUUCCAGACUAUUUGCUCAUGCUUGUGGUACCGCAGCAAGGAGAAGCUGCAGGGCUCCACCAUGAUCCCUCAGGAGCUGACCUUCUCCGACGCCUACCUGCAGCAGAGCAGUCCUCACUACGUGGAGCCCGGAUCCAGCGGCUGCGUUUGCAGUCCGCGGCAGUGCACGAGCAUCAGCUCCAUAACCACGGGCCUCCACAUCCUCUCCCCGUUCAGCCUGUUCAAGAGACGCAGCUCCGUCUAGCCUUGUUUCUCCACGGCACACUGCAGAUGUCCAAACUGCCAAGUGGACAACAGAUACUUGGCAGUCGGCUCAGCAAAGACACGACUGCAAGUAGAUGUUUGUGGUGCUACAAAUCCCAGUAAUCCAACAGUAGGCUGUAAGGCGCAAAAAGAGGGGGAAAAAAGCACAUGCAGUACUGUAAUCUAACUCAAAUGUGUGUGUUUGAGAGAGAAAAGAUGUUUUUAUUUUAAUCUUCUGUCACCUGGGGAGAUUCAAGCAGCUACACAGUCAAAAAUCAAGAAGAAAUCUGCAGUAAAUUCCAGUUUUUUUGUCAACAAUCUCAGAGGUGCUGAUUCAACUCAGGGGUUCUUCCUUGAACUCAUGAUCAUAGCAUUCCCACCCGGCCUCAUGUAAAUCGCCUUAUGCUCGCCUCAAAAAACUUAUCUAACAAUUCGUGAUUGUUGAAACUUUCGUGCAGCUGACGCGCUACUUCACAUGACUCACAUGUGCAGCUGCCCCUGUUAUUGUCGCUUUCAGUGCUCUCUGCCCAAAUCUCUGCUGCUGCAUCAGUCACAAACACAGCCCGAUUAUGUAACGCGACAAGUGGAGAAGUUCAGGAAAAUCACGAUGACAUAUCCCCAACAUGGUUAAACAGCAUUCUGUGAUCAUAAGUAGACACUCAUCAGGGUUUGUUGUACAACUCUGCUUCAAAAAUGAACAAUUCAACAACUGAGAACACAGCGAGCUUCACCGCCUUCAGGUUUACUGCAGGGUUACAGUGGAGUCUCUGUUAAUUUGUCCACCCCUGUAGCUGAUGGUCGGUAAGUCGCAGAAAGUGGUCGCUUCCUGAAGUUUCUGUCAAUUUAGAAAAGUGACAUAAAAGCCUUUUUGCCAAGGGUUAGAUGAGAAUAUCAAGUCAUGUCUGCACUGUAAAGAAUUAACUUUUUAAAACAUUUUUUAGCUGUUAUCUUACGGAUUUUCCCUGUUUUAGUAAAUUGCAGAUCAUAUCUAGUAAAACCACAGAAAGAAAAGCUUAGAUUUACAAGUUAACCAUACAAACGGGCCAAAACUGACAUCAAAAAUCUGUAUUUUUACAAACUGUAGUUUAUUCUUUUACAAUAUUUGAUUGUCAAAUCAUUUUAUUGGAUUUAAAACAGCCAAAAAUAGAACUGCUUUGGAACAUUUUUAAUAUAAUGUAAUAAAAUUGGAAUAUUAAGUAAAAAUAUGGGGAAAAAAUAUUUAUUUUCAUUAAAAAACAGAUUACAACUUUAAUGUUGACAUCACAAAUCUGCUUUUGUUGUUUUUUGCAAAUUUUUUAAAAAAAUUACACAGUUUUUACUGCAUUUAAAUAGCCAAAAAAAAUCAUUGUUUUAAAAAUAUCUGCUAUUUUUUUGAAAGAAUAUUUAUUUAGUGUAAGGACAGAAAAAUGUCAGAAUUUUUUUCAGCUGCCAUUUUACAUAUUUUUCCUGUUUUGCUGAAUUACCAACAAUAUCUAGUAAAAUUACAGAACAAAAUAUUAAUUAACAUGUUUAUCUGAACCAUUGAAUUAUUUGCAGAUUAUUUUUUAAAAUUAAUUUAAUCAUUAUUUGGUCUGUAAACCAACAGAAAACAGCAAGAAUCAUCACAAUUUGUUUUUGUUACCAGGCUCGUUGUUUUUCUCUGUUUUUAGCCUUCAUGCUAACCUAAGUUAACCAGCUGCUAGCUUUAGCUUCCCAUUCAGAGCACAUUUUUCCCCAAAGUCUCUUUACUGGUUUUGCCACAGAAAACAAAAACAUUUGAAAAGUUCUAUUAGCAGGUGGUUGUCUCUUACAAACCACAGACUCACCAUCACCAGUUCAAACCAAGAGAAUUGAAGUUGUCCUAACAUUUCCCAAAGAUGCUCAAGCCAACUGAGAUGUGAAGAUUCUUGAUUCUUUUGCCGCAGUUUUAAAGUUGUGUCUCGAUAAAGUGUUCAUCCAGCAGAUGACUUCAUCUAAAAACCAUGAAUUCUGUUUUGUUUUUGUGUGAGUUUAUGAUUAGAUGAGUUAAUUAGGAACCUUUAGACACUAAACUGACCUCCUUUUGGCUACAGCUCCACAUUUAAUACACAAAUAUGAGAUUCAUAUCAAUUCUCUUGUCAAAUUCUCAGUGUUUCCUCCUACAAUUUAAAAACCUUUCACCUCCCAACCUCAGACCCUCAAACAUGGGUCAUGAUUAUCCAUAAAGCGUUCAUGUUUGGGCUGUGGAUCUCCUGAUUUUCUUUCCACUCUGCUAGUUUUGACCAAAUGGACUCCACUGGCUCCACAGAACUCACUGACUCAUCAAACACAACACUGCAGAUCAUUCAGAUACGAAGCGUGCUGAGCUUUUCCAAAUCACAUAUGGAUCAAACAGUACAUGCAAAACUAUUUUGGGUGCAGCUCGGAGUGACAGAUGGGAGGGAGGUUACCGAUGGGGUACAAUGGAUAAUGAGCUGGUUGUCAAUCUCAGACGUUAAUGUCACAAUAGGCUGAGUCUGGGUGAUUGAUGGAGACGGAAAAAAUCCUCCCUCAGCGAGUAUUUCAUGUGUAUUUCGGCCUGUUUUGACACUCAGUGAUGAAUUUGUCUGUGGGCGACUUGAUGUGACGUCACGCUCGGAUUAUUUCCAGCAGCUACAACCGAGUUUUAACCCUGAAGAUAUUACUGAGAAGCCCAACAGUGAAUUAAUCUUGAAACAACAGUUCAACAAGUAGGUCAGUUAGAGAGCAGGUAGAGUUACACCGACAGUAGUAUCGCGCUGGACAAUGGUCUGACUGUACCAGACUAUCAUUCUGCUAUAGGAUAAAAAACACUUCUUUUUAUUUCUUAGAACUAAAUACAGUCAUCUUGGCCGGUGCUCCGCCUCAUGCACGGAGUCGGCAUUAUCAUCACAAGAAAAGCACUCAGAGGGCCCAGUACUCUACCAAGGCCACUCAGUUGUAUCAUUUCCAAUGAAUGAAAUCUUUAAGAAAAAAUUACCUUUUGUUUAGCACAGGCGUGUGUUAUGCAUGCUUAUGUAAUGUAUGGAUACUGAAUCAUGUGACCUAAAUAUGCAGCAGGUGACAGUAUUUGAUGGGACUCAGAAACACCCCCACAAUUUAAUCAAUUGUUCCUUGUAUCAUUUCAGAUGGAUAAGUCCCGAUAAGUCUGAGACGAUCGAUUUUUAGUAGGAUCACAAUCAUGUGAUCAUUAGCAGGCAGCUGACGCAGUGUUCACUUGUUACCAUAGUUACAGUGACGCCAUGCCGCUAUCUCAGAAUGAUACAGAAAUCUUUAACAAAUUAGCAGAUCCAGACUAUAAGCCGCAUCACUGCCAAAAUCUAAUCACUUGGUCCUUGUGUCAUUUCUGACCUUCCCUGAAAAUUUUAUUCAAAUACUUUACUCCGUUUUUGAGUGAUGUUGCUAACAGACAGACAGACAGACAGACGUACGCCAAUCGUCACAUAACUCCGCUGCAUUUAUUGACAGAGUAAAAUGGUUAAUUCGCUAAAAAAACAAGCAGACCUGCCUUAGUGCAUGAGCCAGAUCUUUGGUAAAACCUAAACAUUUCAGCUUUACGUUGCUGCUUAGAGAUUUUUCUUUCUCAUUGCUGAGGGGAUUUUGAAAACAGUAACAUGCAGCUAUAUGAAGUAAUAUUAACAUGCUACAGAAACGUCUUCAGCUAGAGAAUAAGACUACACGACCAAUACAAUCUGCCAAGUAUUUUCCUGAUAGUUGUUGAGUCUCUAAAAUGCCAGAAUAUUGUGAAAAAUGUUGUAAUUUCUGACAAACCAGUUGCUUGUUUCUUUGGAAUCAACAGUGAAAACCUCUUGAAGUUAAGGUGUGUUCCAUUUGAAACAGGAAUUCUCAGUUCACAGUUGGAAACUUCAACUGGAAUUCCCUCUGUAGUUGAAUUUCUGACUUGAAAGUUGUAAUAAUCCCACAAACCCAUCCAUCCAUCCAUCCAUCCAUCUGUCCAGUUUCUUCUACUUGACCAGGUUAGGCUUAUGGUGGCAGCAGGUUAAUUGAGGGUAUUUCCAAUAUCCAUCUCCCCAGCAACAUUUUCCAGCUCCUCCAGUGGGAUCCUAAGGUUUCCUAGGCCAGAUGGGAUAUAUAAUCACUCCAGUAAACUCUAGGUCUACCCUUGGGUCUCCUUCUAGUUGCCUGGAAAACUUCCAAAGGAAGUCGCCCUGGAGGUAUCUUGAUCAGAUGCCAAAACCACCUCAGUUGGCUUCUUUUGACACAACGGAGCAAAGACUAGACUCUGAGCUCCCUCGGAAUGUCUGAACUCCUUACCCUAUCUCUAGGACUGAGACCAGCCGUCCUAAUCUCGAUCUGUUGGUCACUCCAGAACUCAUGACCACAGGUGUGAGAGUUGGAACAUAGAUCGAGUGGGAAAUCAAGAUCUUCGCCUUGCAGCUCAACUCCCUGCAUCAACCUGUUGCUCCAUUUUACAUUCACUGCUUAACAAGAUCCCAAAAUACUUAAAUCACAAACCCUGACCUCAAAAUCCAAAAUGCUCAGCACAUCAACUGCAGGAAAAACUGCAGUUGUAUAUUGUUUAUUUGCACUCCUGUCUUAUUUAUGUGCCAUUAAAUCGGUCAGUUGUUACACUGUUUGUAUGCACAAAUUACAGCGUAAAGCAGAAUUACUUUGUAUAGAUGCAGUUUUUUCAAUGGGUGGUGUCCAUUUUGAUUUCCCAACUUCUUGUAAACAUCAGAUGUAAAAGGAACACAGCACUACUAUUAAAAUAUGCACAUUUGAGAAGCUGAAACCACUAAAUAUUUAACUUCUUCACUUGAAAAAUCACCAAAAGGUUGAACUAAUUUUCAAAACGGUGGCUGAUUCAUUUUCUGACGUUCUGGUUCAUGAAUAGACCAGUUGUUGUUGACUGAAACACAACAUUUUCUUCACUAGAAGACACUAUUUUAUCUCUACCAAGAGUAGGAAAAGGUUUGAAACCGAAAGGCAUUCUGGGAAAUGUAGGAAAUCACCACUUGAAGCACAAAUGCACGAGUCACAAGAAGCAGAAAAAGUCACAGGCAGAUGAUGUUAUUGAAUAUCUUUUGGUGGAUUUUUUUUAACCUUUUUCUAUUUUCUUGUUUGUCUUCUGAACGUGUGACACAAAAAAACUAGUGUAGUCCAUCUUGGUGUGAGAUUUGUUCAGAAACUCAUCUUGAUCUGUUAUGAUGGACAGAAAGGCCUAAUUUGCACACAAUUAUGGAAGAAAAAUGAUGAUUGUGACUCUUUGACACCAAUAACUACAGCCUAAUGUAGGUUUUAUGCAAGUACUGUAUUAGUUUUAAAGUCGGAGUACAUCAUGUUGCACUAGUGUUGACAGGUGUCUCUGUUUUUUGCUUUUUAAAGAAGGGAAAAAUUAGUACUUGAACAUGCAAAGAGUACUUGAAAAAAUAGAGUUUUUUUUUUAUCGUAACUUGCUGAGAUUUUAAUUUGUCUGGCAAAAUACGUCCAACAGAUCACAUCAGUUAACAAUAUUGUACUAUUUUACCCAAUUAUGGGGAAAAAAAUCCAUAGAAAACAUUAAAAGCACAAAGAUUUUGUCCAAUAAAUGACUGUUUUUGAGUUGUUUUUCUGGACACCCUGAUCACAGAAUCACCGCCUCACAUGAGCUGUUAUUUAUAGAGAGUGUUUAUUAAAUGAAUACUAAGAUAUAA
Molecule: messenger RNA, 7731 nt
Organism: Acanthochromis polyacanthus (spiny chromis)
Lineage: Eukaryota; Metazoa; Chordata; Actinopteri; Pomacentridae
Gene: kcnk3b
Product: potassium channel, subfamily K, member 3b
Exons: 2
Coding region: 945-2102 (385 amino acids)
Biological process (GO): stabilization of membrane potential; potassium ion transmembrane transport
Cellular component (GO): membrane
Molecular function (GO): potassium ion leak channel activity; open rectifier potassium channel activity
Source: RefSeq, a predicted model, not a curated record